GACACAAAGGGGUCGUGGGAAGGAAUUAACAUCUCUGGAAACUUCUACUGCAACAAGCUGAAGUACCUGGCUUUCCUGCGUAAGAGGAUGGACACCAACCCCUCUCGUGGACCGUACCACUUCAGAGCUCCCAGCAGGAUUUUCUGGAGGACUGUCAGAGGCAUGCUCCCCCACAAAACCAAGAGAGGUCAGGCUGCUCUGGAGAGGCUGAAGGUGUUCGACGGUAUCCCUCCACCCUACGACAAGAGGAAGCGUAUGGUUGUUCCAGCUGCUCUUAAGAUCGUGCGUCUGAAGCCCACUCGCAAGUUUGCUCUUCUCGGGCGUCUGGCACACGAGGUCGGCUGGAAGUACCAGGCUUCUGAAACAAUAUGGAGCCCUUGUCUGAGCUGGUUGUGUCUGGCCAAUAAAGAUGAAUACAUGUUUAUAGAAAGUGUACUGACUUUUUCAUUCAUUACCACAAAAUUUUAA
Notolabrus celidotus (New Zealand spotty) is the source of this 468-nucleotide messenger RNA. Its product is annotated as 60S ribosomal protein L13a-like. The record is from RefSeq and is a predicted model, not a curated record. Gene Ontology annotation, molecular function: mRNA binding; structural constituent of ribosome. Gene Ontology annotation, cellular component: cytosolic large ribosomal subunit; ribosome. Gene Ontology annotation, biological process: translation; negative regulation of translation. Lineage: Eukaryota; Metazoa; Chordata; Actinopteri; Labriformes; Labridae. The transcript has 5 exons. The coding region runs from base 88 to 468 and encodes 126 amino acids.